GAAUACACUCAUGUUCCCUGAGCUCGAGAAAAACACCUCCAUGUUAAAACUCCAAAAUUAAACGCGAUAGGGAGAAGAAGAAAAAAAGAGGGGACAGGAGACGCUUUCGUAAUUUUUGUAGACUCGUGUAGAAAAUCGUCUAGAAAAGAAAUAACGGAAUAACAGGGGAUUCAGACAAUACUUCAAUACUGUUAUGAGGCGAGAAUGAGUAACGCAGAAGACAGCGGGAGCAAGUGCUCGUCGGGCCCGAUUUCCAGCUUUACCAUCCAGUCUAUUUUGGGCACGCCGUCCGAUGCGCCGCGCUCCGGCAGCAAGGAGCUCUCCAAGGCUCCGCCGCCGCCGCAGCUGCAGCGGAGGCGCUCACUGUCGAUGUCCUCCGAGGAGGAGUGCAGCGGCGGUGAGGACUCAGCAGACUGCUUCUGCUCCGACCCGGGUCACAGUGAGCCAUGCACGCAGCACCCAGCGCACAGCUUCUCAUGUUUAGGUCCGGCAAAAGGACUACUGCCUGGGAACGACGGGCUGGCGCGGCGGCCGCACCUGCCGCAGCCUCUGCUGCGCGACUACAAGGAGGAGCAGGAGAGACCGUGCCACCGAAUGUCACCGCUGUCGGAGGAGCGACAGACCGACGGCGCGGACAAGCAGGGCAAUUCGGCCAAGAAGAAGACGCGCACGGUGUUCUCGCGGAGUCAGGUGUACCAGCUGGAGUCCACCUUCGACAUGAAGCGCUACCUGAGCAGCUCGGAGCGGGCCUGCUUGGCCUCCAGCCUGCAGCUGACGGAGACUCAGGUCAAGACGUGGUUUCAGAACAGGAGGAACAAAUGGAAACGGCAGCUCUCAGCUGAGCUGGAGGCGGCCAACAUGGCCCACGCAUCCGCACAGACACUCGUGGGAAUGCCGCUGGUUUUCAGAGAUAACUCCUUACUGCGUGUUCCAGUGCCGCGGUCUAUCGCCUUUCCGACUCCCCUGUAUUACCCGGGGAGCAACCUACCAGCGUUACCUUUAUACAACCUGUACAACAAGAUUGAGUAUUGAUUGACUCUACUGUAUGCUCACCACUGCAAUCCACGUAAAAACCAACGCAUUACAAAACAAUCCAAAAUUCAUGUAAGUGUCUCCACAUAACCCCUGUAUAUUAAUUGUAUCACUUUAUUGGUUGAGGAGAUUAUUAUACAGCAACUGUGCGUCUCACGAGAAAGCAAUCAAGCUUCCCUGUAUGUAUAAGAAUACACCAUGUGUAUAAUUAAUAAUAAUAAUUUUUUACUUUUAUUUCCUUUUUCUCCUUUGACUGAUAAAACAUAGGAGAUUAGCCUUGAUGUCACAGUCAAGAAAUAAGGAUUCCACCAGAUAUGCAUUUUGAAUCGUUUUAAUUCAUCAUUGGUUUGUCGAAAAAAAAAAAUUGCAAAACACCAGUCACUCAUUUUCAUUUCAUUGGACAGGAACCUAUAAUGCUGAUUUGUUUCUAUUGUAAUUUAGACCUUCAAUAAUAACCUUCUCAUUCAAUAAAUUUUCUAUU
This is a messenger RNA of Scophthalmus maximus (turbot), 1513 nucleotides long. RefSeq names its product H6 family homeobox 2 (gene hmx2). Gene Ontology annotation, cellular component: nucleus. Bases 205 to 1032 code for a protein of 275 amino acids. The transcript is spliced from 2 exons. Gene Ontology annotation, biological process: regulation of transcription by RNA polymerase II. Gene Ontology annotation, molecular function: DNA-binding transcription factor activity, RNA polymerase II-specific; RNA polymerase II transcription regulatory region sequence-specific DNA binding. The record is from RefSeq and is a predicted model, not a curated record. NCBI's taxonomy places the organism in Eukaryota, Metazoa, Chordata, Actinopteri, Pleuronectiformes, Scophthalmidae.